GCGGGCCGGCUGCUGCGGGGCGCUCCGGCCAGCCGUCUCCUUCCUCCUCCUCCUCCUCCUCCUCCUCUCCCGCCCGCGGCUGUGCGGGCUCUCCCGAGGGUUUAAGAUCAUUUUAUCAUACAACUUCCUCACUGCCAUAAUGAGGCUAGUAAUUCUUGAAGAUUAUGAUCAGGCUAGUGAAUGGGCAGCAAAAUAUAUCUGUAACCGUAUUAUCCAGUUCAAGCCAAGUCAAGGAAGAUAUUUCACACUUGGUCUACCAACAGGCAAUACACCUUUGGGAUGCUACAAAAAGCUGAUAGAAUAUCACAAGAAUGGAGAUCUCUCAUUCAAGUAUGUAAAGACUUUCAACAUGGAUGAAUAUGUAGGGCUUCCCAGAAAUCAUCCAGAGAGCUAUCAUUCCUAUAUGUGGAAUAACUUCUUUAAACAUAUUGACAUAGAUCCAAAUAAUGCUCAUAUCCUUGAUGGGAAUGCUCCAGACUUACAGGCGGAGUGCGAUGCAUUUGAAAAGAAAAUUGAAGAAGCAGGGGGGAUUGAUCUGUUCGUUGGAGGCAUUGGUCCAGAUGGCCACAUUGCAUUCAAUGAACCCGGAUCAAGUUUGUCUUCAAGAACAAGAUUAAAGACUUUAGCAAUGGACACCAUUUUGGCAAAUGCUAAAUACUUUGAUGGAGACUUAUCUAAAGUACCAACUAUGGCGCUAACAGUUGGUGUGGGUACAGUGAUGGAUGCUAGAGAAGUGAUGAUUCUUAUAACCGGUGCACAUAAGGCUUUUGCGUUGUACAAAGCAAUUGAAGAAGGAGUCAAUCAUAUGUGGACAGUUUCUGCUUUCCAGCAACACCCUCGUACUAUCUUCGUGUGUGAUGAAGAUGCUACUUUAGAACUAAGAGUUAAAACUGUGAAGUACUUUAAAGGUUUAAUGCAUGUGCACAAUAAGCUUGUGGACCCACUGUACAGUAUGAAAGAAAACUGAAAGAAGAAUUGAAGAGGAACUCCGUGUGGGUCAACAGCAAGUUUUAGGUAGCAGAUGAGUUCACUGCUAUGCAAUAUGCUGAAAACUGUUUAAAAUGAGGAAUCCUAGGUACUGUAUUUUUUUUAAAGGUCCAAUAUCUGUACAUUCACAUUCCACCUGUUUGCUGUGUUGUGCAUUUUGCUUUAACAUUGGGAGCUCUGUUGUUGGCUGGCACAUAGCUACAUGAACAGAACAAAGCUGUGGGAGAGUGCAUGCUAUGUGUUGGGGGGGAGCAGAGCACUUACUCUAGCACAGCAAUGUAAUGCAUCUGCCUUGUGUUAAGAGAAAAUGAUCCUUUAUUUCCAGGAUUUUUUAAUUUGGGGCUUUAUUAGUGUAACUACAUUUUGCAUUUUUGUCUCUAGGCAGAAUGGUUUUGGCCUCUGUCAAUAGUACCAACUUGUAAUAGUUGUACAAUUUCUACUAUGAAAUGUUCUGUUUACACAUAUCUAAUGUACACUGAGCUUUUGCACUUGGUUGCCUUAAAUUUAUCUUGAACAGUUUUGGGGCAUCUCAAGUCCUGCUGUACAAUCCAGGCAAAUAAAAAUAUAAAAAAACAGUGCCUAAAAUGCACCAAAUUCUUGAACGGUAUAACUUACUCCACAUAUAUUAAACUUCUACGCUAGCACUUUUCCUCACAUCUAUUUCAAAUUACUGUAGGAAUUUUAUAUUUUUGGUAACUGAGCUUUAUACAGAAGGAAAAAUCUAAAUCUUCUUUUCUAGAGGUACCUGUUUAAUUGUACCAUUGAUAUUACUAUUAAAUGCCUGAAAAGAGGUUAACUUACAAGAACAUUAUGUCUGCAAGUUUAGCACAUAAUCAUUUUAAGUCAACUGUUAAUCACUUUGCAAUAGUUACCUCUCAUUGUAUCACUAUAAACAUUGAGCUGUUACAAGGAAUGUUAUUUCCUACUUUGAAUCUAAGUAAAACCUAAAUAUAAAUCUGUAGCUUCAAAAUUGUUUUGUUUCCAGUAUAACUUGACAUGAACAAAAUAUUUCAAAGUUUCAGGUUAGGAAUCUUGUGCCUUCUUCCGCCUCAGGAGCAAGUUGAGAGUUUAUUGAUACCUGGUUGGACCAGAUGGUCUUUCAAGGUCCCUUCAACCCUGGACUCUGUUCUAUGAUUGUAUGAAAUUACAAAAGUCUGUCUAAAGCACCAGGCCUAGUGUUUCAGUUAUUCAUGGUAGAUUCAAGAAGCACAGAUUUAAAAGAAGGUUUCUCAACUUUUGCACUUGCACUUUUGAAGCAUAAUGCAACAUUGGGGGGAAGUUGAAAAAGACCACUUCAGGAAAAUGCUGUUACAUGGAGUGCAUAGGCCCACAAAAUGCAUUUUUAGGCUUGCUUUUAGUCAUGCCACGUAAGUAGAGAUUUGACUUUACAAAAUACUCACUUUUUGUAAAACCAGUGUUUACCUUAUAAAGCUGUCAACUAUGCAAACAACUAUGUUGUUUUGCCUCUUAGCCUGCAGUCCAUCAUCAAAAUCUAAAUGUCAAAACAAGCAUUUUCAAGUUCAAGAAGUCUUAAGUUACUGGUUCUGGGGUAAAGGAGUGCCUCAUCUAUUUUAGCAUUUUAUUCUCCUUUCUCAGGAAAAAAAACCCAGGUAUUGGGGAGGGAGGGGUGAAAUAUGUGACUAGAUACAAUUAGGUCAUUUUGUGCCAAAAACUAACUGCUUAGUAGGGUUACAGUAAAUUAAGUAUUAAAGUCCUUUAUCUGAAAACUGACAUAUACAAGUCCUCUCAGAAUUAGACCAUAAAUUUGGGAGUUUUCUGCUUCAGAUGACUAUAUAAAGCUAAAAGACUGAGUUCUUCUAGUCUCAUUCUCAAAGCAACUUUAUCCCUGCAUGUAAUGUUCAUUAAAUAAUAUAUAUUUGAUGUGUCAUACUCAGCACCUUCCAUCUGGGCAGCCCAUUCCAGUGCUCCAUCACCCUCACAGUGAAGAAAUUCUUCCUUAUAUUUCUUUGAAACCUCAUGUGUUCCAGCUUGUACCCGCUGCCCCUUGUCCUAUCAUUGGACAUCAUUGAGAAGAGCCUGGCUCCAUCCUCCUGACAUGCAGCCUUUAUGUAUUUUUAAAUAUUAAUGAGGUCACCCCUUAGUCUCCUCCAAGUGAUGCUCCACUCCAUCAUUCUUGUGGCCCUGCACUGAAUUCUUUCCAGCAGCUCCCUGUCAUUCUUGAAUUGAGGGGCCGAGAACUGGACACAAUAUCCCAGCUGUGGUCCCCUUCUACAAGGCAGAGUAGAAGGGGAGGAGAACCUCUUGACCUACUGCCCACAGCCCUUUUAAGACACCCCAGGAUGCCACUGGCCUUCUUGGCCAUGAGGGCACAGUGCUGGCUCAUGCUCAUACUGCUGUCCACCAAAACCCCCAGGUGCCUUUCCCCUACACUACUCUGAGAGUUCAUUCCUCAACCUGUACUGGUACAUGGCAUACAUCCAUCAGGGCCCAUGGAUUUAUGUACAUCCAGAUUCCCCAACCAAUCCUUAACCCAGUCCUCAUCAACCAAACAAAACUCCUUUAACCUGACUUUCUCUGGAGUCUGGGGCUCCUGAGGACAGCCUCCAGCAGUAUAGACUGAGGCAAAGGCAGCAUUCAGUAACUCUGCCUUCUCUGUAGCCUGUGUUACCAGGGCACCUGCCUCAUUCAACAAUGGGCCUACACUGCCUCUAGCAUUAGUUUUAUCUGCAGUGUAUUUGAAUAAGCUCUUCUUAUUGUCAUUGACUUCCCCUGCAAGGUACAACUCCAAUGAGGUUUUAGUUCUCCUAGUUGCCUCCCUAUAUCCUCUAACGAGUCUUAUAUUUUCUCUAGACUCAGAGUAAUACAGGCUGAAAGGGAUCUCCAAAGGUAUUCAGUUCAAUUUCAUGUCUCCAAGGAUUUUCCCUGUUCAUCUUUGUACUUGAAAUAAAAGAACUAGUUUAUAAUUAAUCAAUCUCUCAUUAUAGGUAAAUGAGUAAAUUUAAGAGCAGCCUUUUCUGGUGAUUGAGUACUUCACUAAGUAUUACUGGUCUUUUCUUCCCUAAAACAUAUUUAGUAACAAGAAAUGAAGAUAUGUGAAGAUCCAAAUUAGGCCCUGAAGAUCUAAACAAUAAAAGCAGCUUAAAAACUGUUUGAGGUAGGCCUGUACUUGUAAACGCAUGGUCAUUAAGUUGUGUUAAUGAUUGCUUUGUUUACACUUGCAAAAGCAACAUUAAGCACACUUAACCAGAGCUUUCAACUGAGAACAGUAAAUGAACACAAGUAAAGCUCCAAAAAGUACACAAACCACUCCAAAGAGUUCUUUAAAGCCAGAAUUGGUUCUGUCAGUGGAGCAGUUACAUCUUACGUGUUCAGGUUUUUUUUGAGAUGUACAGAGCUAGGCUGGAUUAAUGGUAAAGUGACACACUAACAAGUUUAAAAUAAAUAGUGUGGUGCAUUAAAAAGAGUCAUGACAAGGUUUUUUCCUGAUGCGGUUUCCCAUCCUGGUGCUUUCCUGACCACAGCAACUUUAGAAAGCAGAAGAGGAAAUAGCCUGAUACUUUUGUGGCAAGAGUUCAAACUUUUUUUUUUUUUUUUAAACAGCACUGUUGUCUAUACAA
This is a messenger RNA of Colius striatus (speckled mousebird), 4565 nucleotides long. It is a transcript of the gene GNPDA2, whose product is annotated as glucosamine-6-phosphate deaminase 2. NCBI's taxonomy places the organism in Eukaryota, Metazoa, Chordata, Aves, Coliiformes, Coliidae. The record is from RefSeq and is a predicted model, not a curated record. Gene Ontology annotation, biological process: carbohydrate metabolic process; N-acetylneuraminate catabolic process; N-acetylglucosamine catabolic process. The coding region runs from base 140 to 967 and encodes 275 amino acids. The transcript is spliced from 7 exons. Gene Ontology annotation, cellular component: cytoplasm. Gene Ontology annotation, molecular function: identical protein binding; glucosamine-6-phosphate deaminase activity.